Messenger RNA from Bombyx mori (domestic silkworm), 8159 nucleotides. RefSeq lists its product as uncharacterized. NCBI's taxonomy places the organism in Eukaryota, Metazoa, Arthropoda, Insecta, Lepidoptera, Bombycidae. Bases 468 to 2963 code for a protein of 831 amino acids. The transcript has 5 exons. The record is from RefSeq and is a predicted model, not a curated record. Gene Ontology annotation, molecular function: protein binding.
GUGUGGCAGUCGACCAGUCAAUCUCCGGACAGGACGGUGUGGUGUCGCGUCGCGCGUAUUUUUUUCUCCUCGAAAACUUUGUCUUUCAACGAAUUUCAACUAAAAUUGGUUAAAACGAAACGAAAAUCGAAAAUAGUGAUGUUGUUAGUGUUUAAGUGUGUCUUGUGAAUGAUUUCGUGUGCAAGCCGAGCGAAUUCUUAGGUGAUUCAUCUCGGGAAACAAGAAAUUGUUUGUGUCAUAUUAUGUAUGGCUGUUGGUCAUAAAAUUAAGUGUCCAAGUUCAUUGUGAACAGUUUUUUUUGGAGAAUGCCAAGGAAGUUUCGUUGAGAAUCGUAGAAAAAGAUGUGAGCUGCUUCUCGUGUUGCCGAAUCAUUAAGGAGCAUAAUUAUUAGGUAAAGAAUACAAAAAGACUUCGUAAUAAAAAUACUGUAUGUCGAAUACAAGACAAUGAGAUAAUAACGAAAUCUAAUGCUACAAACAGGCACAAUGGGAGACCGAACGAUUCGCAGGAUUAUCAUACUCAACAUACUCUUCGUAACGAUAACCGCAGACUUCACGAACAACUGUCCGGAGCAAUGCAAAUGCAGCUGGGCUGGCGGCGACAAGCAGGCGGACUGCUCCCACGGCCACUUCGAUGCGAUCCCGAAAACUUUAAGCUCGGACAUACAGAAACUGAACCUAACCGGCAACGACGUGUACGAAAUAACAAUACACGCCUUCCACGACGUCGGUCUCAUAAACCUCUGGAAGCUGACGCUGAGUGAAUGCAAACUGCAAACGAUACAGAGAAGCGGCUUCUUCGGCCUCGGGAUCAUGAUCGAAUUGGACUUAUCAAAGAACGACCUCAAGUCACUACACCCGGACCUCUUCAAGGAGACCCCGAAAAUACGAUGGAUCCUACUCAACGACAACAAAAUCGAAAAAUUAGACGACGGAUUGUUUAGCAACUUGGCCUAUCUGCAGAAAGUCGAUCUGAGCAACAACAGAAUAGUACACAUCGGAAUGAAAACUUUCGUUAACAUCCCAAAACUCAACUUCUUGAGGCUAGAUAGCAACAAGCUGGAAUACUUGAAAGGUGACACGUUAGAAGGCAUCAGCUCCUUGUCUAACCUGGACGUGCAAGACAACCCUUGGCGUUGCGAUUGCUACCUACAACCGUUCAGAAACUGGGUCAUCAGCAAGAAGUUAUACACUUCAAACGUUUACUGCGCUGACCCUCCGAAGGUACAUGGGAAAACGUGGAAAGAACUCGACACCAACGAUUUCGCAUGCAGACCCAGUAUUGUAUACCCGUCGACGAGUACCACUCUGAGAUCAGCAGACAACAACAUCACCUUAGCUUGUCAUGUCAACGGGAAUCCAUUACCAGAAGUCAACUGGGUGUUGAACGCACAAAUCAUUGAUAGCACGUACCGAUACGAAGGGGAAAUUAAAUACUACAUCUCGCAAAGUAAAGGAGAGAACACCGAGUGGGUGAAUUUGACAAUAACGAAUGUGGGUACAACUGAUAAUGGAGAGUAUCUGUGUGUCGCCAAAAACCCGGGCGGAGUAGAAGAGAGGAGCGUAACUCUAGCUGUGGUCCAGACUCCGCCGGGCGUGAUUGUUCCGACCGGCAUGAACAAUAACAUGAUGCCAGUUCUCAUCGGAGUAUCAUGCACUGCAGCCAUCAUACUAAUCAUCCUCGUCAUACUGUGUUACUGCUGCUGUAGAAGAAGAACUACUGAUAAGAAAGCGGAGAACACUAACGGGGAAGCACUCAUCGAAGGUUCUGUUAUACCUGAAAUGGAGAAGAGUUUGAUAACUGCUGUGAAUCCAGUGACGAAACCUCCGAGACGCUACGACGUUCCACCUUCAAUUACCAGUGGUACUGAGAUGUCUGAGUUGAAUAAAACAUUGCUGGACAAUGAUUCUGUAUUUGCACACAACGAAGACGAAAAGCGGUCGCUGGGCUACGACCAUUUGAUGAAACCAUCUCAAGAUGCACUGAACGUAGAGUACGGCCGGACUGAUGGCCGAGCUUACCCCCCUGAUCUGCUGUCUUUCCCACCGAGAGCCGCGCAAAUUUCGCCGGCUGCAAGCAACGCCUCAACUGUCCCUGAUACGACGAGGCUGCCACCCCACCAACUCAACCCGGUCAGCCCCAUCCAUUCACCGAUAUACGGCAUAACACCAAACCCGAACAUGUUUAGAACCUUGCCGUACUCACGAUCUCAAUCACCGUUUACUGCUCCGAUCACUUCCCCAGUGGUGACCCCUCGACAAGGCUACGUUACGAUACCCAGAAGACCUAGAGUACCCAGUUGGUCCAGCACUGCGAGUACCCAAAUCCUACCCAGUUCGGAGGCUCAAGAGCCUUUGUAUGAUAACUUGGGUUUAAGAACUACAGCUGACGGAAGUUCCGUACUAUCUUUGAAUAAAGCCGGCUUAGAAAGCCAGUUUUCUCCUAUGCGGAACAGGCCAUUGCCAGCCACACCGACCAGCUAUCAAACUCCCCAUCCAGUAUACUAUGCUCCGAUCGAAGAACAAGAACCAGCCCCAUCCCCGGUCCCUCCACAACACAACCCUCGGAACAGUAUCAGCUCUCAGCUAUCAACUCCAGGACCACAGGAGCCUAUAAACAGAAUGAGUUGGACUGCAAAGAACACUUCGACCCCUCAAACUGAACCAAGGAAAGCUUUGUUUAAUGACGCACCAACAGACACCCCGAACCGAAAAGGAAAACCCGAGACCGGGUCUUUAAGACGACCUCCAGUUGACUCCAAUAAGGACGAACUUAGAUCACCCUCCAAGGAAGAAAUUAAGAAGAACGAGGGUAACAUAUCCAUGAACCAAUCUGGAACCCUGGGCAGGAGCGGGAAGAUCCCACCCAGACCUCCACCAAAGCCGAAAAAGAAGCUAAACCCCGAAGUAAACACGAGCGAGCCCUUAUUCGAAGAUGAAGGCGAAGACGGAACGGAAGUGUAGUUAAAAAUACUCUUAGCUUACCAAAGUGCCAAUGAGCUUUUAGUGAUAACAACUAACUUCUAAAUAAACGAAGAAUGAUAGUGUUGUGAAAGUGAUCGAGAAUCGAAUCGAAGUGACAAAUGACAAUGAGUAGCGUGCAAUCAAGUGACGUAAGGUGCUCAGGUGUACAUAAACUAUUCAUAGAUUUUAUACCUUAUCAAGUAAAGUUUACGGACCAUUUUUAAUUGUAAUGACUUUUUUUUAUUUGUAUUUAGUAUUUAUUUGUACUUGUUUAUUACUUUGGUAGCUAACUAUGACUUGCACUGUUUUUUUGAAAUUUUAUUCUGUUUUAAGACUGAUUUUUUUAUCGAGCAAUUUUAUUUCGACAUUCCCUCGAGCGUUCAUUUAUAAGCGCAAUCAAAAUUUAGUUUUACAAAUCUACAUUGUCAUGGUUUUUUUUGCUCACAAAUAUCUUGGACGUUUCGCUGGCCCAAGAAAUAAAAUGGACUUCAUUUUUAUGAUAAAAACACGAUUUUUAAUGAUUAUUAGUUAGUGUUAUAAAAAGUGAAUUUUAUGCGCUCCUUACUCGGCGGUACUGUACUGUGCCCCAAUCUUUACAUCGCGGGUUCGAUACUGGAGUCACAAACAUUAUGAUUUCAAAUUUAAGACAUUUCUUAAGCCGUACUCAAUAGUGAUCACGGUCAAAAUGUCAAAGGUACGGGUGGCGAUUGCGUUUUAGUUAUAACCAAAUGGCUAUUGUUGAAACUGAAAGGAGAAUUAUGAAUUAUUUUACCAAACACUAUUAUUCAUUUCCUUUUUUAGGAUAUUUCGUGAGCCGCAAUCUAAAGCAAAGUAAACUGGAGCCCCGAGACGCGAGAGGUCGUUAACCUCGCCCUUCAACUCAGUUUUAGUUGUGCUACAUUGCGUGUGAUGUGAAAAGCAUCAGUAAAAAAUAGAUCGUGUUAAUAAUACCGUGCAUUAUCGCUCGCAUUCGUUAGUUUCAAAACAUAUUUAAUCACUUGCUCCGAAAUAUAAUCGCUUUUUAACCAUUGGCUACGUCAAUAGCUAGAUCAAAGCGUUAUUAUUUCAGUAAAAUAAUUCAACAUGAUCUUACUGUAGUGUUAUAAGAGACUCAGUGGUAGCGUUUUGUUCGAAACAAAUGACGCACUAAAACUAUUAACUUUCGUUUAUCCUAAGUUAUUUUGAUUUUAGUUCCAUCGCUUUUCUGUUUCGUUAAAAAUUAAAUCAGUAAAAUCUAAAUAAUCUCUUAUUACAAACAGCUAGAAAACUCGUCUCGUUUGCACAUCACAUUCCCGGGCUUAGUGCGAAUGGGAUAGGCGAUAAUACGUCACGCUUUUCGGAAUAUUCACGUUUUUAUUGGAUUUAAGGGCGUUGACUCAGUGAUAGUACAUACAUUAAAUCGAUAGGUUAGUUUUGAUCAAACCCGGCGACGAUCAUUUGUUACACCCUAAAAUCAUGCUUUGCAAAUACCUCCCAAUGACAUUCCACCACUAACAUUAUACUAUGUGACCGAUACAAUAUUCCUUAAAAACAACCAAGCUAAAUUAGUAAUGAUACACCUAUAGACCAAAUGGAAAUUGAAUCGAGAAACUCACAACGAAUUUUUUAAAUUCAGCUACAUAAAUCAAGUAAAUAGAAUUCAUAAUAAACAUUUAUUUGCGGUCACUGGGUAAUUAUCCGAAAUGUUAAACAUUCACGAACAAAUUAACUCGAAUGUCUCAAGGAUGAUUAUAUUACCACGAUGCUAUCGUCAACCUCAGAGCUUCCGAUUCAAUCCAGUUCGUAGGAUUUCUUAAGAGUUUUACUGUUCAUACUAAAACUGUUUGAGUACCACAGAACCAGUGCUUAAGUUAAAUUAUUACGGUUAAAAAUCCAUUAGUCGUUUCUCUAAAAACAACCGUGGCGACAUUAUAUUUCCGCGCAACAUUGAGUUUGUUUACUCGCUAAGACAGUUCCUAAAGAUAUAUGAGGCCGUCAGCGCAAAAGUAGCCUAAGUUUAUCAUAGUUAGUAUGGAAAUAUUAAGUUUUGAAUUUACUUUUACACUGCUUCGUUGGCAAAAACAAUACGCGCCAAAAUAAGUUUUUACAAAGCCAUCUGUCAAACUAGGGAUAGGCCGGUUUUGCAUUAAAAUUGAUCAUGUUUUAAAUAAAUUGCAUUAUCUAAGCACGAAUAUGAAAAUUUUUGGGUUAGAUCACUUUGGUGCUGACGACCUCAUAUGAUUAUGUAGUUUAAAGCCUAGUUUUAACAGAGGUAAGAAAAUUACAUGUCACUUUUUGAUUAUAUGAAAUGUGACGUUUAGGGGAUCACAGUCUAAAUUUCACAUCGGCCGUGAAGAGACUUGAAUUGGCUAACCAAUAGUACUUAACUUAUUGAACGUGGUACGUCGGCUUUGAGAUUAUAGAUGAGCGAAAGGUAUAUUCAAUGAAGUUGGGAGUUCAAGUAAUGGGAGAGGCUUGAGCAGUUCGGUACAAAUAUCCUACGUAUUUAGGUUGUGAGCAGACCAUGUGUUAUCUGAAAUGCGAAAUAGUUGCUAUUAAGACUGUGUAGUUAAGAACGCGAUGUUGUCUCAGGCUGAGCUGUGGCAUUUACAUUUUUGUCAGUUAACUUUGAUAGGCGAUACAUUCCACAACAGGGCAGCUAUGUUAAUGUUUUCUUCGCAACAAUAGCCUACUACAACUCCAGCAGUGCCUUGAGUAGGAGAAUCGUUAAGACCUAUUAACUUCGAAAGCAUCAGUCGGUUCCUUGCCGCACUCAUUAAAUACUAAAUAUUAGGUUCGCUGAUUCAGUAAUGUAUUUAAUAAAAUAAAAUAAAAAAGGCCUUUAUUCCAUGCAAUUACAUAAUAUUUUUUUUUGUAUUUAGUAUAUAUAUUAUAUGCAUGGGCCCCUCUUAGGUAAAGGCCUCCUCCAAAGAUUUCCAUUUUGUUUUUUCUCUGGCGACAUAAACCCAGUGUGGUCCAGCAACUUUUCUAAUGUCGUCCUCCCAACGCGUGUACCGGUCUACGGACGCGCCGCUUUUAAUAAUGAAAGGUCUUUAAUAACGACGGCAUAUUAAUUCUGGAACAUACCUUUAUCUAUUGGAUAAACGUAUCUAUAUAUAUAGGAUAUCCUAUCGAUUCAGAAAACCGCUUACCUCCAGAAUUGAGUUCCUUUGGCCAUAUUCUCAAAAAAACCAGAGGUGGCUUGAUGUUAAAAACAUUUCCAUGGGUAUUUGGAUGAAUCCUCCUCCUCCCUGAGUCGCAUUCCUCAUGUCUGAGGGUCGUGACCAUCUCCUCCUAGUAUCCUUCUCUAGAUGAUGUUUCGCCAUCUUCCUCUGUUCUCGGCGGUGUGUAUGGCAUCGUAGACUGUGGUAUCCAGAGUGGUGCGGUUUUUGUCGGACCAGAGCAUCGGAUAUGGAUGAAUGUGGAGUAUGAAAUUCUUCGGUGCUCAUCCAAGGUGCCUUUCCGCGGUCUACAGUCUGAAUAUCAUCUCGUCUUUUCGCAUUAAAAGUGAUAAAAAUAAAUAUUCGAAAUUGAGUUAAUAUGCGGAAUCAUUUGGUAUCACCAGUAUUUUUCUCAUAAAUACUGUCAAAAGAGCGUAGUUUAGUUUUAGUUUUUUUUUUAGUUUACUUAUAUUUUGACUACUAUUAACAAAAUUAAUACAUAAUUUUAUCUUACUUUAAAAGACAGAUAAUGUAACUGGUAAAAAAUAAAAAAAAGAUGUGUGGUGUCGUGGGACACCGGAUAGGAACGAAGUUCCCAAUUAUAAAAAUAUUAAUUUAAAGUUCUAUUCGAGGUAUGAAGAAAGAGAGAGAGAGACAGAGAGAGAGACAGACAGACAGACAGAGAAACAUGCGACGCCGCACAGCUUACAAUAGCUUACUAUAGCAAAAAGUGUCGUGACAACUUUUCGUAAGAAUUUUUUCCGUCUAGCCCCCUUUCACAACGCGCGAUAAGGAACUUCGUUCCAAUUAUAGUUGCAUAGACGAUAUUAAAAAUAUCACAUGUUAAAUCUUUAAAACAUUCUCCUGUAAAAUUAGUAAGUUUUGAGAUUAUACAGUUUUAAUGCGAGAAGACGAUCUGAUGAUCCACUCGCUUGUCUCCCGUAUAUAACAGAUCUUGGCCGAUGUUAAAAUUAGACUAUUACAUUCAGUUUCUAUUAGUAAUGUUAAACACGAACUUCAUUCUGUAAUUUUUUUGACAACUUAUUUAUUACAUUUGGAUUUUGAAUGUAAAGGUCAUAAAUAAGCGACAUAUUACGUUGAAAUGUUAACAGAAUUUCAUUGCUAAAUAUUCUAUGUAUUAAAGGAAUUUUUGUACAUUUAUUUUGUAAUAAUGAAUUAAGACUUUAUACGUACUACAACGUUCAUUAAGUUAAUGAGCCUUAUAAUCAACUUCAUCUGAAAGAGCUAAACUUUGUUUAAACGUGAGAUUGAAAAGUAUAAUAGUUUAAAAAAAUUAUAAAAUAAUGCCUUCUAUUGUUUCUCAGUAUCGAGUGCCGAUUUUUGAACUUGUAAUAAUUCUCCAUUGACCAUACCGUAGUCCUAAAUAAAUACCUAAUUUUUCAAUCCCAGUCCGUACAUUUCCUUGGCUGUGAGAGAUUGCGACAGCUACUCCGUAGAGUCGUUUGGUGCGGUAGGACCUUAAAAUAUCCUUGAGCCGCGGUCUGGUCCUAACAUCUGCAGACUGUCAAGUUCCAUGUACCCUGAAUGCCCCCUAGGCGCGGAUACCUCUUAGGAGGUUCGACCCCCUAAAAAAAUAGUAGCUACUGUUGUAGCCUCAAUCCUGUGGAACAUUCUCAUAUAUAGGUUUUUGUUACCCAUUUCGUAUUUAUUACCCAUCCACUAAGUAAAAGGAUUCAACAUUAUACACCACAUGGACACCGAAGAUAAUAAUCUCGGUCAUAUUGCAUUAGUUUAACCAAACACGUCUUCAAUUCCAAAUGGGUAUAUGUAUGCAGUGUGUCAUACGUGCUUUAAGCUGUUUUAAUAAAGUGCUCUAUGAGACUUGUGUUGAAGAGGCUCGUUUGCGAUUGCGCUCAAAGUUUAGCUCUCAUUAAAGCUGUUUUAAUUAAUGUAAAAGUCUUUUUUUUUUAUCCGAUCACGAGAAUGUACAGCGUACGUAAUAUUUAUACAACGUUUACUGUAGGCAAACCAAUUUUAUAUAGUUUAUAAGGAGCUAUGUAAAUACAGACAUUAUAUUAAAAGCUAUAUUUCAGUA